GAACGCCUUUGGUACUUUAGGUGUGAAUAGAGUGAAAAGAGUGCGGAACCGAAACUCACUUUCUACUCUAGUCACUCUACUUCUUGUGCUCUACACUCGAACUAAUUAAUUGUCAUUUGUCAAAGUUGCGUCCUUUUUUUGACCAAGUAAAAUCUUGACGUAAAUACGUGUUUAUUUAAGUUUUCUGAAUUGUUUUGCGAAAAACUUGCCAUUUAGAAUCAAAAAAUGGCAACGCGUGUCUUUGUAGGAGGACUCACUUACAAAAUACGCGAACGAGAUUUAGAAAAGUUCUUCAAAAAAUACGGAAGAAUAAAGGAGGUAUCCAUGAAAAAUGGUUAUGCGUUUGUGGAAUUCGACGAUUACAGGGACGCAGAUGAUGCUUGCUACGAAUUAAACGGUAAAGAAUUAAUGGGCGAGAGGAUUACAGUCGAAAGAGCUAGGGGAACACCUCGAGGAAGCGAUCAAUGGCGCGGAAGCGGCAGGGAUAGAGGUUAUGGUGCUCCACGCGGUAGAAACGAUAAUGCAAGAGCUCGCGACAAAUACGGUCCCCCAACUCGUACCGAAUAUAGAGUGAUCGUCGAAAAUUUGUCGAGUCGCUGCAGCUGGCAAGAUUUGAAAGAUUACAUGCGUAAAGCUGGAGAAGUAACGUUCGCAGAUGCCCACAAACUAGUACCCAAUGAAGGCGUAGUAGAAUUCGUAUCUUACAGCGACAUGAAAAAUGCCAUCGAGAAGUUAGAUGACACGGAAAUCAACGGUCGUAGAAUCAGAGUUAUUGAAGAUAGACGCGGCGGUGGAAGAAAGAAUAGAUCUGUAAGUCGCAGUCGAUCUCGUUCCAGACGCCGUUCUAAAUCGAGAAGUGAUAAAAGCCAUUCUAAGUCGCGUUCUAGAUCACAUUCCAAAGACAAUAAAAGAAGAUCUAACUCGAGGUCAGAAGACAGAAGUUAAAUUUGUUCCAAUGUAUGUUGUGUCAACAUUAAAUUUAAGUUUAAUGGCAUAUAUCUGAUUUGUAUGAUUUUGUUUUUUUUUUUAUUAUUAUUUCUAUGUUCCGUAUUUGUGUGCAAAAAUUUUUAUUUAUGUAGAUUUUUGUUGUUUCGAAUUUCUUUUUGUAUUCGACUACAAAUUGACUGUAACUGUUUUAACAAAUUAAUCUAUUUUAUUAUUAAAUCAUUGAACUUUACCUGCCUAAUCAAAAAAAGGAUUAACUUUUUUUAUUUUGCAAAAUCAGACUUAAGUAUCGCCCUUUUUUUUCUGCUAUAAUACAAAUUAUUUACAUUUGAACCCAUAUGACUGCAAAAAUGAAUGUUCUGAGAACAUUAUGAGAAUAAGAGAG
This is a messenger RNA of Psylliodes chrysocephalus, 1330 nucleotides long. The record is from the annotation of a GenBank genome assembly. Lineage: Eukaryota; Metazoa; Arthropoda; Insecta; Coleoptera; Chrysomelidae.